Messenger RNA from Juglans regia (Persian walnut), 1077 nucleotides. Its product is annotated as auxin-responsive protein IAA1-like. Gene Ontology annotation, biological process: regulation of DNA-templated transcription. Gene Ontology annotation, molecular function: protein binding. NCBI's taxonomy places the organism in Eukaryota, Viridiplantae, Streptophyta, Magnoliopsida, Fagales, Juglandaceae. The coding region runs from base 88 to 738 and encodes 216 amino acids. Gene Ontology annotation, cellular component: nucleus. The transcript has 5 exons. The record is from RefSeq and is a predicted model, not a curated record.
AACGUGUUGGUCACAUACAAUUCUGGGUCUCAAAACUUUAGCACCAGGGUAAAAAGAAGAGCAAGAGAGUUAUCACUUUUGACAAAAAUGUCACCGGAAAAUGGGAAACACUUGCCAGAAUCCGAUGCCACAGGACUGAAUCUAAAGGAGACCGAGCUGACCUUAAGGCUGCCGGGCGAGACACGGGGAGAUAUAGAGAUCAAAGCAAAGUCGGGCACGAAACGUGGAUUUUCGCAGAUUAUUGAUCUUAAUCAUGAUAGAUCGUCAGAUGUUCAUGAACAUGAUGACAGAGGUUGUGACAAGCUAGAAAACGAGACCUUGGCUUUACAACCGCCGGCAGCGAAGGCGCAGAUAGUGGGGUGGCCACCGGUGAGAGGGUUUAGGAAGAACGCAAUGAAGAGCUUCAAGUUCGUAAAGGUGGCUGUGGAUGGAGCUCCUUUUCUAAGAAAGCUGGAUCUAGAAUUGUACAGUAGCUAUCAGGAGCUACUGUGUGCUUUUGACAACAUGUUCUCCUGCUUGACUAUUUGUAAUUAUUUGAAUGAGAAGAAGCUUAUGGACACAGCAAAUGGGGUGGAAUAUGUGCCUACUUACGAGGACAAAGAUGGUGACUGGAUGUUAGUUGGAGAUGUACCAUGGAAAAUGUUUGUUGAGUCAUGCAAACGGCUAAGAUUGAUGAAAAGCUCAGAGGCAAUUGGACUUGCUCCAAGAACACCUCAACAAUCUGCAAGCACAAGUUAAGAAAAAACAGAAAGAGAGAAGCCUUAGAGAAUUAAUCAAUAUCGAUCCUUGGAAUGAUGUAAUUGGUUGAACAGAGGCUAGCUAUUUUUUCCCUUGUUCUAUACCUUUCUAUAUUUAUUUUGGAUGAAGAGUUAGGAUUAGAUAGGAAAAAAUUUUUGGAAAGAGAGGUUUCUGUAUCUACUAGUUGCAUCGUAGUGCCAGCUUAAAUAUUGAUGUUGUGGGCUUCUUUUCUUUUUUUUUUUCUUCCCCAUUUUCGGGUCUGUUACAGCUUCUUCAUAGAGACGCUAGGAUUGUAAUAGUUUUGACAGAUUUUAUACCGUCUAUUUGAUUUUUAUGAGA